AUGAACUUCAAAUCAAUAUCAAAGAGUUUACCUCCCAAACCACAUUCAGAUUCCAUCGACAAGUUAUGGACUCCUGUUCAAACUCUUGCUGAAUUGAAUGCAUUUGAAUGUGUUGCCUGGCGUCAAACUGCCAAAUGCUCGCCUCGUGGAGAUCAACAACCAAAGUUAGACGGUUCGUGUGAUCGAAUCAUUCUACCUACUGAUUCCGGAUUUUGUGAGUAUCGACAUCAAACAACAGGUGAAAUUCGUCGAAUCGUUGCAGCAAAAUGUAAAUCUCGCGCUAGUCAAAUGGGUUACUCGUGUCGAAAUGCUACGAUGCUUGUGCGUUAUAAUCUAAUGGCAGACGACUAUAAACCCAACUAUCCUCUUUCGUUCGAGAAUAAUCAACGUGACUUUAUUCAAGAGAAUAGACUUGUUCAAGGGAAUGCAAGUUCGACUUCUGUAUCAAAUGUCAAACCUCCUGCUUCAUUUUCUCGUGGAAUUGUUUAUGUUGUGUACGAACAAUUACUUCUUAGUGUUUAUGCUGCAAUUCGAGCUUUGCGCUCAACGGGUUGUACUCUUCCGAUUGAGCUAUGGUAUCGCCAAGACGAAACGAAUGCCUUCCAUCCAUUAUUGCAAGAACUACAACUUCAUUAUGGAGCGUACUUGCGUGUCAUUAAAGAUGCUCGAGCAAAAAAGUUCUACACAAAGCUAUAUGCUGUUUUUUAUACUGCGUUUGAUCAUGUACUUCUCUUAGAUGCUGAUAAUUUCGCUGCUCAAGAUCCAACUCAUUUGUUUACGACGGAAGUGUAUAAUAACACUGGAGCAAUCUUUUGGCCAGAUUACUGGAUGCCGAAUCGAACAAUUUUCAAAACAAAGAAAAAUAGCGACGUGUGGGAAUUUAUGGGCGUUCCAUUUGUCGACAUGUUUGAACAGGAAAGUGGUCAAGUUCUAGUGAAUAGAGUCAAACAUACGAAAGCAUUGCACACUUUAUUGCAUUAUGGACUUACUGAACCUCAUUUUCCAGCCAAGUUUAAUAUGCUAUGGGGAGAUAAAGAUCUUUUUCGUUUUGCAUGGAUGCGUACAAAUUCGAGCUUUCAUAUGAUCAAAAGACCACCAGGAAGUCUUGGGUUAAAAGCUUCUCAUUUGAAUAUUUUCUGUGGUAAUACCAUGGUGCAGCAUAAUCCUGAUGGUGAUAUUGUGUUUCUUCAUCGGAACAUUGUCAAGUUUCUGCCUAAUAAAGACAAUAGACAGAAACUAUGGGAAUAUGUACAACAAUAUCAUAUGAACCAAGAUCUGCGAUAUUAUGAAGUGCGAGGAGACGUCGAUCAUCGCUGGUUUCCAACUAUUCGUAAAUGUUAUGGACGACGCAUAAAUUAUCUGCGAGCAAAUUCGCUUAAACCUAUUCAAGACUUUCCAUUUGCAGGCCUUGAGAACGACAUUAUUCACUAUGUUCUUCAAGGCGAGAAAUUGAUCAAACAGCAUGGAUUGAGAACUAUGCAAACAAAAAAUUCAGCUAAGAAUCCGAUAUUGAAAUGA
Messenger RNA from Plasmopara halstedii, 1518 nucleotides. RefSeq lists its product as hypothetical. Lineage: Eukaryota; Oomycota; Peronosporomycetes; Peronosporales; Peronosporaceae. Gene Ontology annotation, molecular function: alpha-1,2-mannosyltransferase activity. The record is from RefSeq and is a predicted model, not a curated record. Gene Ontology annotation, cellular component: Golgi apparatus. The transcript has a single exon. Gene Ontology annotation, biological process: mannan biosynthetic process. The coding region runs from base 1 to 1518 and encodes 505 amino acids.